GGCGUUCAGAAAAUGAAAUUAGAUGCUUUAUUUUAAAAUAACAAUUGAAAGCUUAUAUAAAUGUUUGGUUAUGUAUUGUACGGGUAUGCUUACAUUUAAUUUAUUUAGGAAGGGAUAAAUAUAUGUUUAUUUUGACAGUGACACCAAGACAUGUUGGCGACAUUGACGAACAAAAAUGGCUCUUAGAACGUACGGAGAUAAACCAAUUAGUUUCCAAGUCGAAGAAAAUGGGGAAUACUAUUGUAUUGGAUCUGAGGUUGGAAACUACCUGCGCUUGUUUCGUGGGUCCCUUUACAAGAAGUAUCCUGGGAUGUACCGCAGGAGCAUCACCAAUGAUGAAAGAAAGAAAUUAGUUGAACUAGGCCUAAGCCAACAUGUAUUAGCAUCAAGUGUUUCUCUUCUGAGAGCUUCUGAAGUAGAGGACAUAAUUGAUGGCAACGAUGAAAAGUACAAAGCUGUGUCUGUUCAUUCAUCAGAACCUCCAAUUCCAAGGGAAGGCAAGUCAAAGAAGAGCAUGCCGUGGGUGCCAUCAUUACCCAACAGUUCUCAUCUUGAUGCUGUUCCUCAAGCUACACCAAUCAACAGAAACAGAGUCAAUAACAAAAAAGUUCGAACUUUCCCACUAUGUUUUGAUGAUACAGAUCCUUCAACAAUCGUUGAGAACGCUUCUCAGGUUGAACUGCUAGUUCCAAUUAGACUGGACAUGGAAAUUGAAGGGCAGAAGUUGCGUGAUACUUUCACGUGGAAUAAAAAUGAAAGUUUGAUCACACCAGAGCAGUUUGCUGAAGUUCUGUGUGAUGACCUGGACCUGAACCCUUUGACAUUCGUGCCUGCAAUAGCUCAGGCCAUUCGUCAACAGAUUGAUGGUUUCCCAACAGACAGUAUUAUUGAAGAGAACUGUGAUCAAAGGGUUAUUAUCAAGUUAAACAUCCAUGUUGGCAACACUUCUUUAGUGGAUCAGGUAGAGUGGGACAUGAGUGAAAAGGACAAUAACCCUGAGCAUUUUGCUAUGAAGUUGUGUGCCGAGCUGGGUCUGGGAGGAGAGUUUGUUACAGCAAUUGCAUACAGUAUCCGUGGACAGCUUAGCUGGCAUCAAAGAACGUAUGCAUUUAGUGAAGCUCCUCUUCCCACUGUAGAAGUUCCUUUUCGACCUCCUUCUGAAGCUGACCAGUGGGCCCCAUUCUUGGAGACUCUAACUGAUGCUGAAAUGGAAAAGAAGAUUCGUGACCAGGAUCGAAACACUAGGCGGAUGCGUCGGUUGGCAAAUACAACACCCGGUUGGUGAAGUAAGGUGACAUGGCAUUAUUUUGUUUUUGUUCAAGGUCUACAAGAGUGUCACAUUAAAGUAAUCUCUGUUUUGUGGACAUUAUUGAUUUAAACUAUAUAGCAAUUGUAUAAUUUACUUUAUAUAAAGAUGACAUUUUUAACCAGA
Molecule: messenger RNA, 1432 nt
Organism: Zootermopsis nevadensis
Lineage: Eukaryota; Metazoa; Arthropoda; Insecta; Blattodea; Termopsidae
Gene: Snr1
Product: SWI/SNF related, matrix associated, actin dependent regulator of chromatin, subfamily b, member 1
Biological process (GO): chromatin remodeling
Cellular component (GO): nuclear chromosome
Source: RefSeq, a predicted model, not a curated record